Poecilia latipinna (sailfin molly) is the source of this 3275-nucleotide messenger RNA. RefSeq names its product dynamin 3a (gene dnm3a). Gene Ontology annotation, cellular component: microtubule; synapse; cytoplasm. The record is from RefSeq and is a predicted model, not a curated record. Lineage: Eukaryota; Metazoa; Chordata; Actinopteri; Cyprinodontiformes; Poeciliidae. The transcript is spliced from 21 exons. The coding region runs from base 446 to 2938 and encodes 830 amino acids. Gene Ontology annotation, molecular function: microtubule binding; GTPase activity; GTP binding. Gene Ontology annotation, biological process: receptor internalization; synaptic vesicle budding from presynaptic endocytic zone membrane.
GCGCAUGCGCAGAAAACUUCAUUCCGUUAGCUGUCAAAGCAGAACGUUCCUACUUUGUUUUCCAUGGAGCUAACUUAGGGAAGAGGGGGAACUACGGAAACUUGUCCAGAGUUUUGAGGAGAGGAAACACUACACAUUUUUUUAAAGUUUGAGUGAAGAAACAUGUCUUUAGCGAACUUUAUAGGGAAUAUUCUUUCUUUGACAACGACAAGGACCGACGUUACUUUCUUUACUCUGAAGUGCUAACGGCUGGUCCUGCCUUGGAAAAAGCAGCAGCAGCCCUGUUCGUGUGUACUAUGCUUUAAGUUUUUAUGUUUUCACUUCAUAAAGACUUUAUAACCCCGAGUAACAUUAAAAUAUGGUAGUUUCGCUGUCGAGUGGCGUUGACUAGAAAGGGGAGGAAAACAGGAAAGUUAGGGCUGGACAGGUAGCAGCCCUCGUUGCGAUGGGCAACCGUGGGAUGGAGGACCUGAUCCCGCUGGUCAACCGGCUCCAGGAAGCUCUGAGCACCGUGGGACAGAGCUGCAGCCUCCACCUGCCGCAGAUCGCCGUGGUGGGCGGCCAGAGCGCGGGUAAGAGCUCCGUGCUGGAAAACUUUGUUGGCAGAGACUUCCUUCCACGGGGUUCAGGAAUUGUCACACGGAGACCGCUGAUCCUUCAGCUCCUAAACUCAAGCGCAGAAUACGGGGAAUUCUUCCACUGCAAGGGAAGGAAGUUCACAGAUUUCGGUGAUAUCCGCAGGGAAAUUGAGUCGGAGACACGCAGACUCACAGGAUCAAAUAAAGGCAUCUCUCCUGUCCCCAUCACCCUCAAGAUUUACUCACCUCAUGUGCUGAACCUGACUCUCGUGGACUUGCCCGGCAUCACCAAAGUACCUGUGGGAGACCAGCCAGCAGACAUAGAGUACCAGAUACGAGACAUAAUCAUGCAGUACAUCUGUAAGGAAAACUGUCUUAUUCUGGCUGUCACGCCCGCUAACACUGACCUGGCCAACUCAGAUGCACUUAAGCUGGCCAAAGACGUCGACCCGCAAGGUCAGCGGACAAUUGGUGUAAUCACAAAGCUGGAUCUGAUGGAUAAAGGAACUGAUGCUAAGGAAAUACUAGAAAACCGGUUGCUCCCCUUACGCAGAGGUUACAUAGGGAUUGUGAACCGCAGCCAGAAGGACAUUGAUGGGAACAAGGACAUCAUGGCAGCCCUGGAAUCAGAGAGAGAUUUCUUUAUGUCCCAUCCAGCCUACAAACACAUUGCUGAACGCAUGGGGACCCCAUAUUUACAAAGGAUACUCAACCAGCAACUGACAAACCACAUCCGGGAAGCGCUGCCGGCCUUUCGCAGCCACCUACAGAGCCAGCUUCUGGCCUUGAAUAGAAAGGCUGAAGAAUACAGGAAGUUCAGUCCAGACGACGCUUCACGCAGGACCAAGACGCUGCUACAGUUGGUUCAGCGUUUGGCUGUUGACUUUGAGAAGCUAAUCGAAGGGUCCGGUGACAAAGUGGACACAGUGACACUCUCUGGAGGCGCUAGGAUCAACCAAAUCUUCCACGAACGCUUCCCCAAUGAGCUGGUCAAGAUUGAGUCUGACGAGAGGAAGCUCCGCCAGGAGAUCAACUAUGCCAUCCGAAACAUACAUGGAGUCAGGACAGGCUUGUUUACACCUGACAUGGCAUUUGAAGCCAUAGUAAAGAAACAAAUAACAAGUCUUAAAGGGCCGUGCAUUAAAUUCAUUGACAUGGUCAGUCAGGAACUGAUUACGACUGUUUACCAGUGUAUUAGCAAGCUCAGCGCCUUUCCCCAACUGCGAGAAGAGACGGAGAGGAUUAUUAUCACUGAAAUCCGAGAGCAGGAAAAUAAAUGCAGAGACCAGGUCUUGUUGCUUAUUGACAUCCAGCUUGCCUACAUAAACACCAAACACGAGGACUUUAUUGGCUUCACUAACUCCCAGCAAGUGAACAGCCAAAGCAAUAUGAACUCUUCAGUACAGAUUGCAAGGAACCAGGGUGUGGUGUUUCGCUCGAAUCGAAUAGUCAUACAAAAGGGCUGGCUCACCAUCAGUAACAUUGGCAUAAUGAAAGGUGGAGCCAAGGAGUUUUGGUUCAUCCUCUCUACAGAGAGCCUAUCCUGGUACAAAGAUGGAGAGGAGAAGGAGAAGAAGUACAUGCUUCCUCUGGACAACUUAAAGCUCAGAGAUGUGGAAAAGGGCUUCAUGUCCAGCAAAUUUGUUUUUGCUAUCUUCAACACGGAGUUAAGAAACGUGUACAAGGACUACAAAUGCUUGGAGUUGGCCUGUAACUCUCAGGAGGAGCUGGACAGCUGGAAGGCAUCUCUGCUGCGGGCCGGAGUCUACCCCGAGAGAGACGCCGCAGAGGAGCAGGAAAACGGAGCUCAGACCUUCACAGACCCUCAGCUGGAGAGGCAGGUGGAGACCAUCCGCAACCUGGUUGACUCCUACAUGAGCAUCAUCUAUAAGACCGUGAGGGAUCUGAUGCCAAAGACCAUUAUGCACCUCAUGAUCAAUAGUGUGAAGGAGUUCAUUAGCUCCGAGCUCCUGGCUCAGCUCUACGCUCUGGGGGAAUGCUCGGCUCUGAUGGAUGAGUCACCGGAGCAGAAGCAACACCGCGAGGAAGUGCUCCGUAAACACUCUGCCCUGAAGGAGGCGCUCACCGUCAUCGGAGAGAUCUCCACCUCUACCUUCACCACCCCGCUUCCUCCACCCGUAGACUCUUCCUGGAUACAGCACCAAAGCUCAACACACCCCAAAAACUCGGCGACCGCUGGCAGGCCGGUGAUCCGGGGCCACGCUCCGCCUGCUCCUAGUGUAAAUCCCUCUGGACCCAACUCUUCCUCAGACGGUCUCCAGCAGCUCACCGGUCAACACAACCGCGUCACGACCAGUGUCCCAAGGAGGCAACCCCCAGCAAUCCCAGGUGUGAAAUAGGUCCGUUCCGCAGAGCUCCCUUCCAGCUCUCGUUGACCACUACCAAGAAACGCCCAUGACCUGCAUGAUGUAUAAUCCGGCUGAAGCACUUUUCCUGGGCUUCUUUCCUUCUCCGCUGGGAACUGAUGUCUGCAAAAUUCACUCCGUCCUGAGCCUGUUUUGUAUAUAAUGUGUCUGCCCAUUAAAAGCUGGAAUGUGUGUGGCUGUCUGCUGAUUCUUCUCAAGUGCCUCAACUAUGUAUUAUAUAAACAAUAUGCUUGAAAUUAUUCUAAUGCAGAAGAAUACAAAUGUAUUGUUCUCACUACUGUUGUUUGUGAAUAAAAAUGAGUUUAUUUUC